AUGACUGUGGGAAAGAUUUCGUUCCUAUCUCCGCAGAAUAGAGAAGUCACCGAAUUAGGGUUGCGUUUAAAGGAGGCUAGUGAAAAUGUCAGCACAAAUCAAUCGGGGCUGCAAGUUUCGGCAAAGAGGCCGAUAAUCAAGAAAGUACUUGAAGCAAUGGCCUCCGGGAUUGAUGUUUCGCCGUUAUUCGGUGACGUUGUCAAGGCAGCUUCGACAAAAGACCUGGCGCAGAAAAAGUUGGCGUAUAUGUACAUAGCAACGCAAGCUGAACGUAAUGCAGAGUUGGUAAUCUUGGCUGUUAACACUUUUCAAAAAGAUUUGCAAGACGAAAAUCCGUUGGUUCGAGGCCUGGCAUUACGCACUUUAUGUUCCAUGAGGCUUGCCGAUUAUGUAAAAUACAUGCUGGAGUCAUUGAGUCGGGCUUUAGGAGACUCGAGUCCUUACGUACGUAAGACUGCUUUAACCUCACUCAUCAAAGUGUUUCACCUUUCUCCCGAACACGUGAUGGGUAAGUGA
Acaulospora colombiana is the source of this 516-nucleotide messenger RNA. NCBI's taxonomy places the organism in Eukaryota, Fungi, Glomeromycota, Glomeromycetes, Diversisporales, Acaulosporaceae. The record is from the annotation of a GenBank genome assembly.